CACGCAACCAGUUCCCUGCGCUGCAUUCCUUUCCCUGGAUAUUGCCGCUCCCCCCUUUCGGAUCCUUGCUGCGCCAGGGCACCGCCUGCGACAUGUCCAGUAACCGUGCGAAGGUGCUGCUAGGUGUAACUGUUCUCGCGACUGUCGCUGGUGUCGCAUUCGUGCACCAGCUGCAGGUGAAGGAGCGGGAGAAUCUCCACCGCGGCGUGCUGCGCGACGACCAGCUUUUGGAAGAGAAGCGUCGCCAGUUCCAGUCGCAAACCCAACCGUCGCAUUCGCCUCUGUCGCAGAUCCAGCCGUCGCAGGCCUCCCCUCCUCCAGCUCAGCAGCAGUAACCCGAGUUCGUGAUGUCUCAAGAAGCAUCGCGAGUCUCGGUCGCAGGUCCGAUCAUAGCAGUCAAGAUUUUCACCCGUUACUAGCCCACCCUCUCCUUUCUCCCGCCUGGGGCCUCUCACCCGAUCACCAAGAGCUUUUCUCACAUCGCAGCCUUGUGCGGAAACCAUCCAAGAUGGCGCCAUCCGCUGUCGAUGAUCACACGCACACGUCAGCAGCGGGUCAUUCUCCUGUGUUCCAACUCUCCGCCAUGCUCCCGCCCUCCUCGCAUUCCCUCCCCCCAUCUCUCGCCUUCCCCCCUUCGUCCUCUCCCUCCGCCUCCGCUCCCUUCCCUUCCCCCUCCGCCUCCGCCUCAACCUUCUGGUGUAUGCCUCUCUCCCCCUCGCGUGUCUACCUCAUCGAUUCCCCCGCCUCCUUCCGGGCGGCAAGGGUUGGCGUUAUCCUGUCCAAGGCUCUCAUGGUGGGGCUGGAUGCUGAAUGGCGGCCGUCCAGACUUCGACGGGAAAUGGCUGAGCUGGCAAAACAGGCUGACGUGGCAGCUACAUCAUCACCUCAAACUUCAGCAGCAUCUGCGGAUAUUCUUCCCCCUCAUCGAGUGGCACUGCUGCAAAUCGCAUGCCGCGUGCCCCUCGGGACAUGCAGCUACGACUGUGACAGUAGGGGGGGUGACUGUGAGGCGUCUGAUCGAGGGAUGGCAGAGGGGUCACAGGGGCAGGACACGCAGAGUGGCACGGCAGCAGGGCAGCGGAUGGAGAGCUGGCAGCAGGUGGAUGGGUGGGAGGAGGUGGUGCUGCUGCUGGACCUCCUCUCCCUCCCCCCCGCCCUCUACGCCCCCGCUCUCCGCGCCAUGCUGCGCGCGCCACACACCCUCAAGCUCGGCUUCGCAUUCUCAGACGAUCUGCAGUUCCUCCACCAGUCCCUCCCCCAGGAGCACCAGCCUUUAGGCUGCUUCCACCAGGCGUCGCCCUUCAUAGACGUGGGCACGGCCUACCAUGCCGUUCGGAGACGGAGACUACAGCUGAAGCGCGAGAACCUCCUGCACCUGCUCACUGCCUCCGCUGCCCCUGGCACUCUGGCAGCUAAAGCUGUGUUGCCGCCCACCUCGGGAUUGUCGGCGCUGGCGCACGUGCUGCUGGGGGCGCCCCUGGACAAGGCGCUGCAGUGCAGCGACUGGGAGCAGCGCCCGCUGUCGCCCCACCAGCUGCAGUAUGCUGCUGCUGACGCCCUCUGCCUGCUGCACAUGGCGCACGCCCUGCUCCCCCUUGCCCUGCCCCCGCAUGCCCUUUCCUCGCAUGCUCUUCCCCCCCAUGCCAUUCCCCCCCAGCCUGGCCUUGCCGCUGUGAAUGUAGGGGCAUCUCAUUCAGCAUCCCUGUCAGCAUCCCCGUCUGUUGUUCAUCAGCCGUUCCCAUCCGCCUUUGUUAUAGUGGCAGCGUGUACAGUCACGCCCUCACUCCCACCACUGCAGCAGCACCACCGCUCGCUGCACACACAGCAGCAGCAGCAGCAGCAGCAGCAGCAGCAGCAAGGGAACGGACACACGGACAGUCACAUCCCAUCCACUUCCAUUCCAGCAACCCCUUCUACCACUGCUCUCAUCUCCGCGCUUGCUCUGCUCAUAGACGAAUACUCCCACACCCUCUCUCUCUGUGACACCACUGGGGAGGUGCGCUCCCUGGGAAAGAGCAAAGAGGGCACUACCACUGGCACUAGCAGCAGCACAAGCAGCAGCAGCAGUGCGAAUACAAGGCAAGGGCGGGUAGGGAAGGGGAAGGGAGGGGCUUCAGGCAAGCGGUUGAAUUCGAGGAAAGGGAGGAGGCAGGCACGAGAGAGCAGAGAGAGAGAGGAGGAGGAGGAGGAGAGGGGGGGGAACGGGGAGGGGGAGGGGGGCAGCACAGGAGAGGGGAGGGCAACGGGCGGUAUCGAUGGUGUGGCUGCAGGGUCAAUCAUAGGUGACACAAGCGCAGGAGGAGGAGGUGGAGGAGGGGAGGUACGGCAAGGAGAGGGGUCAGGCGGAGGGUCAGUGUGGGAGUUUGAGGCGCGGCCGAGCGGAGCGGUGCCGGUGUGGGAUGUGGCACAGGGGGGAGAUGGGCAGCCGCGGUUCCUGUGUGACUCCAUGGUCGAGGGGCUGGCCCGGCAGCUGCGGUGCGUGGGGAUCGACACAGCUUCGCCUAAGACACUCGGCCAAGACACAUGCGAUACGAGGAAGCUGAUAGAGUGGGCAGAGAAGGAGGGCCGCGUGCUUCUAACAAGGGACGUGAAGCUCGUCCGCCGCCGCCUGUUACCACCCAGCCACAUGCACCUGAUCCGAAGCAUGGACAAGCGGGAGCAGCUGCGCGAGGUGGUAACCGCGUUCCGGUUACUGCUCUCCGAGGCCUCGCUCCUCUCGCGCUGCAUCCGCUGCAAUGGCACGUUCGGCCCGGCGGCACUGGGGCCGGCAGAGGCAGCAGCAGCGGCGCCGUGGUCCCAGGUGGUGCCGGCUCAUGUGCUGAAGCAGGUGGCGGAGUUCUGGCAGUGCUGCCGGUGCCAGCACCUCUACUGGGAGGGCUGCCAGUUUGAUCGGGCCAUCAAGCAGUUCACGGAGGUGUGCCAGCUGUCUGCUGCAUUGGCCCAAACAAGCGUGUCAACGAGCAGCUGAGCUCUCAAGGGUUUAUGUGUUGCAACUCAUAAGCUAUUGGUGCUCUUGCUUCCGGUACUUGCGCAGUGGAGCUACGACUCCUUGCUGGAGAGGCUUCUUCUGUCUGUAUGCCUUUCCUGCAGCACCUAUCGAGAGAAAGGCUGGUGCAGGACUGGAGCAUGAUCCGUGGUUCAGUCAGUAUAUACACACACCCUACUCUUGCCGGGGUGCACACACUUUU
Messenger RNA from Closterium sp. NIES-67, 3188 nucleotides. The record is from the annotation of a GenBank genome assembly. Lineage: Eukaryota; Viridiplantae; Streptophyta; Zygnematophyceae; Desmidiales; Closteriaceae.